This is a messenger RNA of Polyodon spathula (Mississippi paddlefish), 726 nucleotides long. Its product is annotated as transmembrane protein FAM155A-like. Gene Ontology annotation, cellular component: plasma membrane. The transcript is spliced from 3 exons. The record is from RefSeq and is a predicted model, not a curated record. Bases 1 to 555 code for a protein of 184 amino acids. Gene Ontology annotation, biological process: calcium ion import across plasma membrane. Lineage: Eukaryota; Metazoa; Chordata; Actinopteri; Acipenseriformes; Polyodontidae. Gene Ontology annotation, molecular function: stretch-activated, monoatomic cation-selective, calcium channel activity.
AUGACUGCGCCGGGGGAGAGAGCCCAGCCACUCCAACCCAGCCACUCACCCCGCAGAAUUAAGUAUGAGCCGCUCAGCACUCGGACUGUCUACAAACCGUGGCUGUGUUCCCAGUAUUUUGAAACCACGCAAUUUCACUGCAGUAAGAAAAUACCUUGCAAGCAAUACUGUGAGGAAGUGCAAAGGAGGUGUCCGUUUAUAUUGCCAGACAAUGACGAUCUAAUCUAUGGAGGGAGUCCAAGUUUUAUUUGUACAGGGCUUUUAGAAAACCAUUCGACUGAUGCAGAACCAGAGUGCUGUGACGUCAGAUGGGACUUUAGACCAGAUAACCAAUCCAAAGGGACAAUAAAGACGAACGGCUCAAUGGUGUGUCAUCAUAGGACAUCGCUUGCAACUUCUGCAGCAUCCAGACUGUGCAACAGCAGGCUUAAACUGUGCUUUCUAGUCCUAAUUCUCUUACACACAGUAGUGACAGUGACUGCAGCACAGAACUCUACAGGGCUAGCUUUUGAAGGGAUUUCUACUCUGGAGGAUAACUCGACCAACGAAGAGUAACAGAGGCAUGCAUAAAAUCCCUAGAUUGGCACUUUGGCAGCCCAUUGCUACCAGCAACAAUGGCUUAGCCUCUGAAUCACAUCUGCAAAGCCUUGUGGGUACAUUUCAAAAUGGAGUGGGCCCAAAUCAACACAAAAAGGACUCACACACACACACACACACACACACACA